Molecule: messenger RNA, 798 nt
Organism: Trichoderma aggressivum f. europaeum
Lineage: Eukaryota; Fungi; Ascomycota; Sordariomycetes; Hypocreales; Hypocreaceae
Exons: 2
Coding region: 1-798 (265 amino acids)
Biological process (GO): secondary metabolic process
Cellular component (GO): cytoplasm
Molecular function (GO): oxidoreductase activity
Source: RefSeq, a predicted model, not a curated record
AUGUCCAAAGAGAUUAUCCUGAUUACUGGCGCUAAUACCGGGAUUGGUUGGGAGACUGCUAAGGCAUUGCUUCAAUCCACAAAGUCCUACCACAUACUUUUAGGAAGCCGGUCCAUGUCCAAAGCAGCCGACGCUAUUGCCAAGCUAGUCGAACAUGUUCCGACCACUCAAAACACAGUGGAGGGCAUACAAAUAGAUAUCGCAGAUGACAAAUCUAUCCAACGAGCGGCGCACAUGAUUGAGAACAAAUGGGGUAGAGUUGAUGUCCUUGUGAAUAAUGCAGGUGUUGCAUUCGACAUCCUGGUUGGUACUGACGCUACCAAUGCCCGUUCCGUCUUCAACGAAACAUACAACAUCAACGUCUCCGGGACAAACAUGAUGACUUUUGUUCUUGCAAGCCUUCUACUAAAAUCGCCGUCUCCUCGCCUAUUGUUUCUUACAUCGGGACUAUCUACAAUGGGCGGAUUUACACAGAGUCACAUACCUGUACAAAAUGUUGAGCUUGGACGGCCAAAAAAGGAUUUUGCAACCGCACAGGCUUAUAGAUGUAGCAAGGCGGCCAUAAACAUGCUGAUGCUUAUUUGGAAUUUUACUCUGAAGCAGGACGGUGUCAAAACAUGGGCAAUCGCUCCUGGGCUUUUGGCAACGACCAUGGUGGGUGAUCCCGAGAUUCUGAAGCAACGUGGAGCUCAGCCUCCUUCUUUGGGGGGACAAUUCAUCAGAAGUGUGAUCGAAGGUGAGCGAGAUGCUGAUGUUGGUAAAGUAAUUGCUCGGGAUGGAGUCAUCCAACUCUGGUAA